Paralichthys olivaceus (Japanese flounder) is the source of this 2735-nucleotide messenger RNA. The record is from RefSeq and is a predicted model, not a curated record. NCBI's taxonomy places the organism in Eukaryota, Metazoa, Chordata, Actinopteri, Pleuronectiformes, Paralichthyidae.
CUACUCUUUCCGUCGGGGCUCCGUGUGGUCCGUCCGCUCACUGGCGAGUGCUGAAGAUGAAGAAAACACAGCAGAACACACUCCUACCCACCACAUGCUGCAGCCACCUCAGGCUGUCUUCCCAGCAUGCAUCUGUGCUGCCGUUCUCCCAAUAGUCCACCUCAUGGAGGACGGGGAGGUUCGAGAGGACGGAGUGGCCGUGAGCGCUGUGGCUCAGCAAAUCCUCUGGAACUGUCUGAUCGAGGAUCCGGCCCUGGUUCUCCGCCACUUCCUGGAAAAACUAACAGUGAGCAACAGACAGGACGAGCUGAUGUACAUGCUGAGGAAGCUCCUGCUCAACAUCGGAGAUCUGCCGGCUCAGACGUCUCACAUCCUCUUCAACUACCUGGUGGGACUCAUCAUGUACUUUGUGCGGACUCCCUGCGAGUGGGGUAUGGACGCAAUCUCUGCCACGCUGACCUUCCUGUGGGAGGUGGUCGGCUACGUAGAGGGGCUCUUCUUCAAGGACCUGAAGCAGACCAUGAAGAAGGAGCAGUGCGAGGUCAAACUGUUGGUCACUGCUUCCAUGCCAGGAACCAAAACCCUGGUGGUGCACGGACAGAACGAGUGUGACAUCCCAACACAGCUCCCAGUGCACGAGGACACUCAGUUCGAAGCUCUGCUGAAGGAGUGUCUUGAAUUUUUCAACAUUCCCGAGGCAAGAUCAGCGCAUUACUUCCUCAUGGACAAACGAUGGAACCUCAUACAUUACUCCAAGACAUAUGUCAGGGACAUCUACCCGUUCCGGAGGUCGGUCUCUCCACAGCUCAACCUGGUCCACAUGCUGCCUGAGAAAGGACAAGAGCUCAUCCAGAAACAGGUGUUUUCCCGUAAACUGGAGGAGGUUGGCCGGGUCCUCUUCCUAAUCUCCCUCACUCAACACAUGCCGGCCGUGCACAAACAAUCCCACGUCUCCCUGCUGCAGGAAGACCUCCUCCGUCUGCCCUCCUUCCCACGAACGGCCAUCGACGCAGAGUUCUCAUUGUUCAACGAGCAACAAGGUAAGGAGCUGUUUGGUUUGGACACCCUCCACAAGGUGCUGUGGAUCAAGCUGCUGGAGGAAAUGUUUCUGGGGAUGCCCAGCGAGUACCCGUGGGGGGACGAGAUGAUGCUGUUCCUCAACGUCUUCAACGGGGCUCUGCUGCUGCACCCGGAGGACAGCUCCCUCCUCAGGCAGUACACAGCUACUGCCAUCAACACCGCCGUGCACUUCAACCAUCUCUUCUCUCUGAGCGGUUACCAGUGGAUCCUGCCGACCAUGCUGCAGGUCUAUGCUGACUAUGAGAGCGACCCUUUACUGAGGCAGGGCAUCGAGUUCUGCUGCCGACAGUUUUACAUCCUGCACCGCAAACCCUUCGUCCUGCAGCUGUUUGCAAGCGUCGCUCCGCUGCUGGAAUUCACAACCAGCACCAGCACUGGUCUGUCUAAAGGAGUCUCAGCCCAGUGUCUGUUCGACCUGUUGGUGUCUCUGGAGGGUGAGACGCCGGACGCCCUGGACGCUCUGGAGCUGGUGAAGGCAGAGAAACCUCUGCGCUCUCUGGAUUUCUGUUAUGGUAACGAGGACUUGGCCUUUUCUAUCAGCGAGGCCAUCAAGCUGUGUGUGACUGUGGUCGCCUACGCCCCUGAAUCCUUCCGGAGUCUCCAGAUGCUGAUGGUGCUGGAGGCCUUGGUUCCCUGUCACCUCCAGAAGCUGAAGAGCAACACCAUCACGAUGGAAUCUGCUUCAGCUGCCAGGGACGAGAUUGCCGCCAUCGCUGCUCUGGCCACGUCACUGCAGGCCCUCCUCUACAGCUCAGAGGCUCUAACAAGGCCCAUGACAGCACCACAGCUGUCCCGCUGUGAUCAGGGCCAUAAAGGAGGCACCACGGCGAACCAUGCCAUGUCCGGAGGGGUCAACACCAGGGACAACCUCCACCUUCUGGAGGAGGGCCAGGGGAUGCCGAGGGAGGAGCUGGAUGAGCGAAUCGCAAGGGAGGAGUUCCGCCGGCCGCGGGAGUCGCUCUUAAACAUCUGCACCGAGUUUUACAAACACUGCGGACCGCGACUCAAGAUCCUGCAGAAUGUGGCCGGAGAGCCUCGGGUCACGGCCCUGGAGCUGCUUGACAUCAAGUCCCACAUGAGGCUGGCAGAGAUAGCCCAUGCGCUGCUGAAGCUGGCGCCCUACGACACCCUGACCAUGGAGAGCCGCGGGCUGCGGCGCUACAUCAUGGAGAUGCUGCCCAUCACCGACUGGUCGUCAGAGGCCGUCCGCCCCGCCCUCAUCCUCAUCCUCAAGAGGCUGGACCGCAUGUUCAACAAGAUCCACAAGAUGCCAACGCUCAGGAGACAGGUGGAGUGGGAGGCGGCCAGCAGCCUGAUCGAGGGGAUCUGCCUCACGCUGCAGCGACAGCCUAUCAUCUCUUUUCUCCCGCACCUUCGCUCGCUGAUCAACGUCUGUGUAAACCUGGUGAUGGGUGUGGUCGGCCCCUCCAGUGUGGCGGACGGGCUGCCGCUGCUCCACCUCAGCCCCUACCUCUCCCCGCCACUUCCUUUCAGCACGGCGGUCGUCCGGCUGGUUGCCCUGCAGAUUCAGGCCUUGAAGGACGACUUCCCUCUCAGUCACGUGAUCUCACCGUUCACCAAUCAGGAGAGGAGGGAGGGGAUGCUGCUCAACCUGCUCAUUCCCUUUGUGCUGACCGUCGGUUCUGGGAGCAAAG